AUGCAGCUCUUUGAGGAGACCGUCAUGACCCUGGUGAAGAAGGAGCUGAGGAGAGUACAAUGGUUCCUAAGUCCAGGUGACCAGAAGAACCUGUAUGAUGAGGAAGAGGCGGAGUUAAAGUGUGAAGAGGAGGAGAUGAGGGGUAAUGCAAAAGCUCUCCUGCAGAUCUUCAUAAACAUCCUGAGGAGCAUGAAAGCGGAGAAUCUUGCAGAUGUUCUGUGGAGAAGAAGUCGUGCUGCGGAGUGUGCAGGACAACUGAAGAGGAGGCUGAAGGAGAAGUUCCACAGUGUGUCUGAGGGGGUCGCUAAAGAAGGAAUGUCUGUCCCUCUGAAUGAGAUCUACACAGAGCUCUACAUCACUGAGGGGGGCACAGACCAGGUCAACCAGGAGCACGAGGUCCGACAGCUCGAAGAAGCAACCAGGAUCCAGACCAGACCAGGAAGUACCAUCAGAGCAGAAGACCUCUUUAAAGCCUCAACUGAAAGAAAGCAACCAAUCAGGAGCCUGCUGACGAAGGGCGUGGCUGGCAUUGGGAAGACCCUCCUGACACAAAAGCUGAUUCUGGACUGGGCUGAAGACAAAGCCCACCAGAACUUUCAGCUCAUGUUUCCUUUCACCUUUAGAGAGCUGAACCUGCUGAAAGAGAAGAAGAUGAGUUUGGUGGAAGUUGUUCAUCACUUCUUUCCUGAAGCUAAAGACUCAGGAUUCAGCAGCUUUGAAGAAGUUCAGGUUCUGUUCAUCUUGGACGGUCUGGAUGAGUGUCGACUCCCUCUGGACUUCAACAGUCGGGUCCUGACAGAAGCUACAGAGUCCACCUCAGUAGACGUCCUGCUGACCAACCUCAUCAGGGGGAAGCUGCUUCCCUCAGCUCACCUCUGGAUCACCACACGACCUGCAGCAGCCAAUCAGAUCCCUCCUGAGUGUGUGGACAUGGUGACAGAGGUCAGAGGGUUCACUGACCUCCAGAAGGAGGAGUACUUCAGGAAGAGGUUCAGAGAUGAGGAGCAGACCUCCAUCAUCUCUCACAUAAGGAGCUCACGAAGCCUCUACAUCAUGUGUCACAUCCCCAUCUUCUGCUGGAUCACUGCCACAGUUCUGGAGGACAUGUUGAAGAGCAGAGAGACCGGAGGGCUGCCCAAGACCCUGACUGAGUUGUACAUCUACUUCCUGGUGGUUCAGGCUAAAGUCAAGAAGCUCAAGUACCAUGGAGGAGCUGGGACAGACACAGUUUGGGAUCCUGAGAGCAGGAAGAUGAUUGAGUCUCUGGGAAAACUGGCUUUUGAGCAGCUGCUGAGAGGAAACUUGAUCUUCUACGAAUCAGACCUCACAGAGUGUGGCAUCAACGUCACAGCUGCUGCACUUUACUCAGGAGUCUUCACGCAGAUCUUCAGAGAGGAGAGAGGACUGUACCGGGACAAGGUCUUCUGCUUCAUCCACCUGAGUCUUCAGGAGUUUCUGGCUGCUCUUCAUGUCCACCUGAAGUUCUUCAACACUGGAGUCAAUCUGCUCGACUCACUGCUUACAUCGACGCUGUCAAAAAUCUUCAGAAAGAAACUUCACUCAGACCAGUUCUACCAGAGAGCAAUAAGUGCUGCUUUAAAAAGUCCAAAUGGACAUCUGGACUUGUUCCUGCGCUUCCUACUGGGUCUUUCUCUGCAGACCAAUCAGAGUCUCCUUCCAGGUUUGUUGACACAGACAGGAAGCGGCUCCUGGACCCAACAGGACACAGCACAGUUCAUCAAGAAGAAAAUAAGCGAGAAAGUGUCUCCAGAGAGAAUCAUCAAUCUGUACCACUGUCUAAGUGAAGUGAAGGACACUUCUCUAGUGGAGCAGGUCCAAAGGCAGAUGAGAUCAGGAGCCUUCUCCACAGAUCAGCUGUCUCCUGCUCAGUGGUCCACCCUGGCCUUCAUCUUAUCGUCCUCAGAGAAAGAUCUGGACGUGUUUGACCUGAAGAAAUACUCUGCCUCUGAGGAGGUUCUUGAGAGGCUGCUGUCAGUGGUCCAAAUUUCAAAGGAAGUUCUACUGAGAGACUGCGAUCUGUCAGAGAGAAGUGGUUCCCUUCUGUCCUCAGUCCUCAGCUCUCCAUCCUCUAGUCUGACACAACUGGACCUGAGCAAGAACAAGCUGAAGGAUCCAGGAGUGGAGCUGCUGUCUGCUGGACUGAAGAGCCCACACUGUCACCUGCAGUCUCUCAGCCUUAGUGGGUGUGAUCUGUCCGAGAGAAGUGGUUCCCUUCUGUCCUCAGUCCUCAGCUCUCCGUCCUCUGAUCUGACACAACUGGACCUGAGCUACAAUGACCUGAGGGAUCCAGGAGUGGAGCUGCUGUCUGCUGGACUGAAGAGUCCGCACUGUCAGCUGAAGACUCUCAGGUUGUCUAACCGUGGACCAGAGUGGUUAAACAUCUGA
Synchiropus splendidus (mandarinfish) is the source of this 2406-nucleotide messenger RNA. Its product is annotated as NACHT, LRR and PYD domains-containing protein 3-like. Gene Ontology annotation, molecular function: protein binding. The transcript is spliced from 6 exons. NCBI's taxonomy places the organism in Eukaryota, Metazoa, Chordata, Actinopteri, Syngnathiformes, Callionymidae. The coding region runs from base 1 to 2406 and encodes 801 amino acids. The record is from RefSeq and is a predicted model, not a curated record.